AUGAAGACUUUUUCAUCGCUGGCCUUGGCUGGGUUGGUGUUGAGAGCCUCUGCUCUGGACGCCGAGGCGAUCGCCAAGGAAUACUUCGGCAACGAUGCGCCGUGGUACCUGGACCGGAUCCCCUUGUUUGAAUCCAGUGCGUCCGAGAUCCAGGACGUCUAUUAUUAUCGCUGGAAUGUCUUCCGAGCCCACCAAAGAGACCUCGGUUCAUACGGUUACAUCUCCACCGAAUUUAUCGUGGACGUAGGCUGGCAAGUGCAACCGUAUGCGCUGCUGAUCAACGCCGCCAAUUUCCACCUCCGAGAGGGUCGAUGGUGCCGCGAUCGCCGGUUCAAGAAUGAAUACGCGAGCUUCUUGUACGGCCCCAACGGCAAUCCGUACCAGUUUUCCGAGAGUAUGGCCGACGGUGUCUGGCAGGGGUACCUAGUUGAUGGCGUGGCCGACGAUGCAACUACUCAUCUCGACGCCAUGCAAAAAGUCUUCAAGGGCUGGAAUUCGACGAUGGAUAUCGGCGGAUAUGACGUGUCCAAGGGGCUGUAUUGGAUUCAACCCUUGACCGAUGCGACCGAGUACACCAUCUCCAGCAUUGACGCGUCGGGAGGAGAAGAUGGAUUCACCGGCGGAUUUGCCUUCCGUCCAAGUAUCAACAGCUACCAGUACGCGAAUGCGUUAGCGAUUUCCAAGCUGGCCAAGCUUCAAGGCAACGACGCAAUCACCGACGACUACGAGGAUCAAGCCAAAACGAUCAAGGGCUUGGUGCAGGAUAACCUAUGGAACAGUACCUUCGAGCACUUUAUCGACCGGUACAAGCAGGACAACGAGCAUGUCACUUACUGGGACUUCAUCCGGGGUCGCGAGCUGGUUGGCUACGUUCCUUGGACCCACGAUCUGCCCGACGACACGGAAGACUAUGCCCAGGCAUGGAAGCAUCUGUUGGACUCCGAGAAGUUGGCCGGCUCGCAUGGUCUGCGUACCAACGAGCCAAGUUACGAAUACUAUAUGCGUCAGUAUCGGUACGAGGGUGACAAUCGCGAGUGCCAGUGGAAUGGACCGGCUUGGCCAUACCAGACGACACAGGCCCUCACUGCCCUUGCCAACCUGUUGGACCAUUACCCCACUGGCUCUGGGUCUGGUGUGAUCUCCAAAGCCGAUUACACCCACAUCUUGACACAGUACGCGAAGUUGCACUAUAACCCCAUCCGCGGGGGUCUAAACAUAGAGGAGGACUACGAGCCUGACACCGGAAACCCGAUAGUCGGUCUCGCCCGCUCUCCGCAUUACUUUCACUCUGGCUAUGUCGACCAGGUUCUGUCCGGUUUCGUAGGUAUUAGACCCCGUGAAGACGACGUGCUCGAAGUGAACCCGCUCGCCGACGCAGAGUCGGUAUCCUACUUCCGGGCCGAGCGAAUCCUCUACCACGGCCACGAGGUCGCAGUGCAAUGGGACGCAACGGGGGACAAGUACGGCAAGGCCGGACUUAUCGUCGAAGUUGACGGCAAAACCGUCGCGACCGCUGAAAAGCUCAGCCGCCUAACAACCAAAGUCAGCCGCAAAUCUCCCCCCAGCUUCGACAAGCCCAUCUCGGUCUCUAUCCAACUUGCCACUUCCUCCGACCACCCCAAAGGAAGCGUGUCCGUCGCCAACGCCGAUGCUGAGAAGGUCCACGGCGCCAUUGACGGUCGCGUCUGGUUCUUCCCUGACUCGAGCAUCGCGAACGGAUGGGACUCGCCGGCCGGCAACGGCAGCGAAGUAUGGUACCAGAUUGACUUUGGAAGCGCCACAAAGACCGCCAGUUCAGAGAUCGCGUUCUUUGCCAACAGCACGCAGGAAUUUGAUGCGCCCGAGAGCUACCGCAUCCAGACUAAUGAAUCUGGUUCAUGGAAGGACGUCUCGAAUGCCAAGUAUAGCGACCCCUUGGCCAACGGGAUUACCCUGGCUUCGUGGGAUGAAGUUACCACGAAUCAGAUCCGGUUGGUCUUUCGGCCACAAGAUGAGAAGAAGGUGCGAUUGGUGGAAUUCAAGGUCUUCGAGGAGGUGGUGAAGGGUUGA
Molecule: messenger RNA, 2049 nt
Organism: Aspergillus melleus
Lineage: Eukaryota; Fungi; Ascomycota; Eurotiomycetes; Eurotiales; Aspergillaceae
Exons: 1
Coding region: 1-2049 (682 amino acids)
Biological process (GO): carbohydrate metabolic process
Source: RefSeq, a predicted model, not a curated record